UCAUUUACGAUUCAGUAGCCAUUUUUUUUAACAAUUAUGACUGAUAAACGAGACAGGGUGGACAAGUUAUCAAAUACACUGCAAUGUUAGCUUGUGGGAACUACAAUGGUGUUAUUGGUUUUGCUAAAGCAAAGGCUCCUGCAGUUCCGCUUGCUCUUCACAAGGCAUAUGAGAAGUGCUUUCAGAAUCUGCACUAUGUAGAGCGGCAUGAGGAUCAUACAAUUGCACAUGCAAUUCAGACAUCGUAUAAAAAGACUAAGGUGUAUCUUUGGCCAGCUCCUACACAAUCAGAGAUGAAGGCAGGCAAAACUGUGGAGUUGAUUCUUAACUUAGCUGGUUACAAGAAUGUGAAAUCAAAGGUUGUUGGUUCAAGGAAUCCCCACAACACUGUGAAGGCUCUCUUCAAGGCAUUAAAUGCGAUUGAAACUCCCAAAGAUGUUUAGGAAAAGUUUGGCCGAACUGUGGUUGAAUCAUAUCUACUGUGAUAGCUCAACCUUUGUAACAUAAACAAUAUUAUCUGUGGAUAGAUUAAUCUCUUGAGCAUUUGGGAUGGCCAAGCUGAUAUUUUCUGAAUCGAGGUUACUUAAUAGGGAAAACAAACGAUGCAGUGCCAGUGGCAAAAAGAUGCUGAAAGGAGAACCACUUUGCUUUUCUUUUUGAAAUGUGGAAUCAAAAUUGCUGAAAUUGAGGAGCAUAAUCAAUAAAAUGCUUUUAGUUUUGCAUAGUGAACUAUUCAUACCAAAAUUAUUUUUCUUGAUGCAGUUGCAUAUUUUAGUUGAUUAUGGUUUUAGGCUUAUGCUCUUUCUCUCUCUCAUGAAUUGUGUUGAGGAUAGGAAAUACCGUUGAUAUGAGCACUUAAUUUGUAAGAUUUAGAUUCCAUUCCACAGCUUCACUUGGUGUAGUUUUGUACCAGCUCUUUUAAAUAUGUAUUUUUCCUUCAAAUUAU
Salvia miltiorrhiza (redroot sage) is the source of this 946-nucleotide messenger RNA. RefSeq lists its product as uncharacterized. Gene Ontology annotation, cellular component: ribosome. Gene Ontology annotation, biological process: translation. The transcript is spliced from 6 exons. Bases 84 to 443 code for a protein of 119 amino acids. The record is from RefSeq and is a predicted model, not a curated record. Lineage: Eukaryota; Viridiplantae; Streptophyta; Magnoliopsida; Lamiales; Lamiaceae. Gene Ontology annotation, molecular function: structural constituent of ribosome; RNA binding.